UACCAAUUUGACCGUCUUUCAUAAUUUCAAGAUCAGAAGUUAUAUAUCUUAAAAUUUUGAGCCCACAGCAGUCGUUGCCGUAUGCCGGCCAUCUGUGACGAGGGGCAGGGUCUUGCCGCCGCCCACCGCUUACAUAAUGUCCAUGUCGCUGGUCCCCAAGAUCCGGAAACUGGUCACCAGCAGGCGGCACUUCCUGCUUUUGCGUCGAUCGCUGAACCAAGAUCUUACAACGGCGCUGAGGCCCUUCUACUUCGCCGUGCACCCGGACUUCUUUGCCCAGCAUCCUGAGCAGAGGAACACCAACGAGAACUCCCUGAAGUUGCUGAGUGAGCAUCUGGAGGCCCUGUACGAACGCAGGCAGCGGAGUGGGGACACCCAGGUGCUUAAGUUCUAUGUGCGCACAAGUGCCGAUGCCGACAAGCGGGACUCCUUCAAGCUUAUCCAGAUACGAACAGACUGGCAGAGCACUAGGGAUCCAAAGACCUUCAUUCAGGGCCUCCUGGAGUCCUGCAACCUGUCCACGGAGUUUGUGAAGAACAUCAAGGCGCAGCCGGAGCCGCCGAAAGGCUACUCCGGGUUGGAUUUUAAACCAGGCCAGGACUACCAAUACGACACGGAGUUUGCCGAAUUCGAAUCUCAGUUGAAGAAUGAACGUGCCUUCAAGCGACCAGUACUGUCCACCUGGCUGGAGGAGAAUGCGGGCACAGCCAAACAGCGCUCUAAGGAAACUGCGGACCUGCAGGCCGAGAUCGACAAGCUCCAAAAAGUGUUAGUCGAGAAGCUCGAGUUACAGGAUGCCCGCUACGAAUGCGGCUGGAACAUAGAACAUUAUCGCGGCUGCCUGAAGACCCUAGAGCGACUGGCCAACACUCAUUUGGUUGAAAUGGCUCCCCUUAAGCGUCGCAUUGUGGUCUUUGCUCCCUUCACGGGCAUCAGUCUGGAAGGACAUGUGAUGCUGUUUACUGGCGAUGUGCUCAACACCUGGAUUGACUUCAUCAAGAACAUUCCGCAUCAUGAUGCUUAUCUUAAGGUGGUCCCAGUUUACGAACAGACACUGUCGCAGGUUCUUCUGGAGAUCCAGAUCGGCCGACGAAAGUUUAUGCCCAAGCAACAGGCCAGGGGCUACGCAAGCUACCUCAUGAAGGUGACCACUUCGCUCAACGACUACCUAGGUAAACAAAAGUACCCGGCGGAAUGGCCGAAAACGCUCAAGGAGUUCACCAUUGUGGUGGAAUCAGAGGCGGGUCCCCUGAUGGUGAGCCCCACGGGCCAGUUCAUCACGCCAGCCACCUGUCCGGGUUCCAUACUCGUAGAUUUCAUCACUGUGAAUAUGGAACUGGCCAGGGAGCGCAUGAAGAAGUACGCCCAGGAUAAACACGUCGAGCAGGAGCUAAUGGACUCGUGCAUAAAGCAGCUGCAGCUGCAAUCCUUGACCAAAGACGACGCCGUCACGCCAGACAAGAUGAUAACAGCACUGAAAGACCUAUCGCAGCUGCAGGUCGGGGACCUGAAGGAGUGCAAGCUGCACAUAACCCACUACUAUUCGGUACUGACCGACGGCGUUGUGUGCAUACCCUGGGAUUUUCAGCAGAGGUAGUUGGAUUUUCUCAUGUGCCUUAUUAGUCAAAAUAAACAUAGUAAUAAUAUAUAGUAA
This is a messenger RNA of Drosophila biarmipes, 1654 nucleotides long. RefSeq names its product T-cell activation inhibitor, mitochondrial. The record is from RefSeq and is a predicted model, not a curated record. Bases 137 to 1597 code for a protein of 486 amino acids. Gene Ontology annotation, cellular component: mitochondrion. The transcript is spliced from 3 exons. NCBI's taxonomy places the organism in Eukaryota, Metazoa, Arthropoda, Insecta, Diptera, Drosophilidae.